Molecule: messenger RNA, 2381 nt
Organism: Nymphaea colorata (pocket water lily)
Lineage: Eukaryota; Viridiplantae; Streptophyta; Magnoliopsida; Nymphaeales; Nymphaeaceae
Product: probable methyltransferase PMT3
Exons: 8
Coding region: 257-2134 (625 amino acids)
Cellular component (GO): cytoplasm; trans-Golgi network; endosome
Molecular function (GO): methyltransferase activity
Source: RefSeq, a predicted model, not a curated record
AAGUGCCCGACGCGGCCUCUCUCUCUCUCUCACUGCCCUCUGUUCAGUCUCUCUUCCCGUUCCUUCUUUAUAGCCCGUCGAAGGUGUUCCAUCUGGAGAUCGAUUGCCAUGAGAUCCAGGGCUUCUUUGAUGGAAACCUCUGCUGAUCGUUUAGGUUGAAGCUAGUCCCCAUGUCUACGAACUUGUGAUAUAGCAAAAAUCCAAAAAAGAAGAUAGCAAAUAAGCAAGUUGAAGCUGUAGAAAAUUAGAAGCCAAGAUGAUGCGGGGUCGGCCAGAUGGAGCUCAAAGGAAGGGCUUGGUGACUUCCUUGUGUGUCAUGGCUGUUCUCCUUUGCUUUAUAUUUGUAUAUUACGGUUCAUCCUUCGGAUCUGGAGGGAACCACGGGACGUCAGCUUUUGAGUACGGAAGAUCACUAAGAAAGUUAGGAUCUACCUAUUUGGGUGGCGAAGAGGAGGCGGAUCCAGCUGAUAGGUUGAGGACCGAUGAGGACUCCAGGCUCGGGAUGGAGGACGGUGAUGUUGAUUUCGUCCCCAAAAGCUUUCCUGUCUGCGACUCUCGACAUUCAGAGCUAAUUCCCUGCCUAGAUAGAAAUCUCAUUUACCAGUUGAGAUUGAAGCUGGACCUGAACCUGAUGGAGCAUUAUGAGAGACAUUGUCCUCCUGCUGACAGGCGCUAUAAUUGUUUGAUCCCACCACCUCCGGGUUACCAGAUCCCAAUCAAGUGGCCUAAAAGCAGAGAUGAAGUAUGGAAAGCAAACAUACCUCACACCCACCUUGCCCAUGAGAAGUCUGAUCAAAACUGGAUGGUUGUGAAGGGUGAGAAAAUAGUGUUUCCUGGUGGUGGUACUCACUUUCAUUAUGGAGCUGAUAAGUACAUUGCUGCACUCGCAAAUAUGCUCAACUUCAGUGACAAUAAUCUGAAUAACAAUGGGAAUAUUCGUACGGUGCUUGAUGUGGGUUGUGGAGUUGCAAGUUUUGGUGCAUACCUCCUUUCCUCAGAUGUAAUUGCAAUGUCAUUGGCACCAAAUGAUGUUCAUCAGAACCAGAUUCAGUUUGCAUUGGAAAGAGGAAUACCUGCAUAUCUUGGUGUACUGGGUACUAAGAGGCUUCCUUACCCAAGCAGAUCAUUUGAAUUUGCGCAUUGUUCUAGGUGUCGAAUUGAUUGGCUUCAGAGAGAUGGAAUACUUCUGUUGGAGUUGGACAGGGUACUAAGACCAGGAGGCUAUUUUGCUUACUCCUCUCCGGAAGCAUAUGCGCAGGAUGAAGAGGAUCUCCGUAUCUGGAGAGAAAUGAGUGCCCUAGUAGAACGUAUGUGUUGGAAAAUUGCUUCCAAAAGAGACCAGACAGUCAUUUGGAUGAAACCUCUUACAAAUGAUUGUUACAUGAAAAGACCACCUGGUACACACCCACCUAUGUGCAAAUCUGACGAUGAUCCAGAUGCAGUAUGGGGUGUACCAAUGGAAGCUUGCAUUACUCCAUACUCUGAACAUGACCACAACGCCAUGGGAAGUGAAUUAGUGCCUUGGCCAGCUAGAUUGACUGCUCCUCCUCCUCGUCUUGCUGAUCAUGGCAUCACACCUAGCAAGUUCAAGAAGGAUACGGAACUUUGGCAACGUAGGGUUGAACUUUACUGGAACCUGUUGAAGCCAAAGAUUCAAGAGGAUACCUUGCGUAACAUAAUGGAUAUGAAGGCGAACAUGGGGUCUUUUGCAGCUGCCCUCAGGGAAAAAAAUGUGUGGGUGAUGAACGUUGUUCCUGAAGAUGUACCAAGUACACUAAGAAUAAUAUAUGACCGAGGACUGAUUGGAACUACACAUGACUGGUGUGAGGCCUUUUCUACUUAUCCCCGAACAUAUGACCUCUUGCAUGCUUGGAAUGUGCUUUCUGAUGUCGAGAAGAAGGGAUGCAGUCUGGAGGAUCUGCUCAUUGAGAUGGAUCGUAUUCUCCGGCCAACUGGGUUCAUCAUAGUCCGUGAUAGAAAGCCCACCAUUGAUUUCAUUAAGAAAUACAUACCAGCAUUGCAUUGGGAAUCAGUGUCUGAAUCCCCUUCUGAAGAAGAAUCAGAAGGUGAGACUGUCUUGCUGAUUCAGAAAAGAAUGUGGCAAUCAGGCGAAUCAUUCAAAGAUUCCAUGUAAGAUCAUCUCUGGCUUUCAUUGGAAAAUUUUCCUCUUCUGUUUGAUCUCUCCUCUGGCCAAUGCACGUCCCAAAUAUGGCGAAAAGUGCAUAUGAUUUUCCCUUCUAGUAUUUAUUGUCUAUUUAGUGGGUCAGAUACUACUGUUUGUGUAGUGAAAAGAAAGUAACAAUUAAUUUUAGGUUUUUCCCCAUUCUCUUGUCAUACAUUUCAAUAUUCUUUAAAGAUUGACAAAUUCCUAAGUUGGUUUA